Molecule: messenger RNA, 1368 nt
Organism: Hyphopichia burtonii NRRL Y-1933
Lineage: Eukaryota; Fungi; Ascomycota; Pichiomycetes; Serinales; Debaryomycetaceae
Exons: 1
Coding region: 1-1368 (455 amino acids)
Biological process (GO): transmembrane transport
Cellular component (GO): fungal-type vacuole membrane
Molecular function (GO): transmembrane transporter activity
Source: RefSeq, a predicted model, not a curated record
AUGUCUAUUGUAUCAAGUGUACGUUUUGUAUGUGAGGAGAUUGGGUUAACCACCUUAGUAAACUCUUCUAGAGAUGUUUUCCUAAUCAUCAUCUUGAGGAUGAUUAGAUUAUUGGGGUUUGGUGCAACAUCUUUAAUUCUUGUCCUUUUUUUAAAGGAGUUGGGUAUUCAUGAAGAGUAUAUUGGGAUAUUUAUGACUUUAACUUUUAUAGGUGACUUGGUAUCGAGUUUUUUAUUUAGUUUAGCUGCUGAUAAACUAGGUAGAAAGUUUACAUUAAGUUUGAGUAGUAUAAUUAUGUUAAUUACCGGAAUUAGUUUUUCAGUUUUUAAUAAUUAUUACCUUUUAGCAUUAAUAUCAAUUCUUGGGAUUUUGACCCCUGGAGGUGGUGAAGUUGGUCCUUUUAGAUCAAUCGAACAAAGUUCUAUUGCAACCUUAUGUUCUCAUAAUGAAAGAUCCGAUAUUUACGCUUGGUAUACUUUCUCUGGUACUUUCUGUGCUGCUUUGGGUUCAAUAUUUGGCGGGUUCUUAAUUCAAUUCACCUCAAAUAAAUUGAAUUAUUCUAUUCUUGCAAGUUACAAAGCUGUGUUUUUAGGUUAUGCAUUCAUUUCAUUACUUAGUUUCAUUAUCUGUUUAUUCUUAACUGAUCGAAUUGAAUUAAGUAAUGAAGAUAAAACAACAACCGAUGAAUCAUCAAAUGAUACCUCCAAUGAAACAACACCAUUGAAUCAAAAUGAAAACUCUCCUUUAAUUGAUCAGCCAAAGAAGAAAUCUAGAUUCUUGCCCGAAUUAAAUCAUUCAGUUUAUUCAAUAGUGUUCAAAUUAUCAAUCUUAUUUGCAAUCGAUUCGUUUGCUUCUUCCUUAGUAUCGAUGUCCUGGCAAACUUACUACGUUAAGCAAAAAUUCAAAGUGUCUCCUUCGUAUCUUGGUAGUAUCUUCUUCGUUACUGGUAUCGUGAGUAGUAUAAUGUCAUUACUUGGUACUAGUUUAACCAAAAGACUAGGUGCAGUGGUUACUAUGGUUGUAACUCACUUACCGGCUUCAAUCUUACUUGCUUUAGUUCCAAUCCCAAAUUCUCUCAAGAUAACUUUGAUCAUUUUGAUUAUCAGAGCUUCUACUCAGUCCAUGGAUGUUGCUCCAAAACAUGUAUUUUUAGCUACCUUAGUCCCUUCAAAAGAUAGAACGGCAGUGUUCGCUUGGACUAACGUCGUUAAAACUCUUGCUCAAGUAGCUGGUCCAACGAUGGUAGGUUAUUUAACUAACACCGGUUUACAAUGGUUAACUUUCAUACUCGCCGGUUCCUUAAAAGCGUUAUACGAUAUCGGAAUUCUAGCUACAUUCCUUACAUUUAAUAGACACAAUCAGCACUAA